AUGUCAAAGGUUAACAAUGCAGGAGUCCUUGGAUCCACAUACCUCACCGAUAACGUCGUAGUGGAUCGUCAAAAUGUUUUAGGUUCUACAUCACUGAAAGAAGUUUUAGUGCAAACAUACGAGACGGCAGAGGAUUGCUUGAAAACAAACUAUUAUGGAAUCAAGCAACUCACAGAAGCACUUCUUCCCCUUCUUCAAAAAUCAGAAGCAGCAAGGAUAGUAAAUGUCUCUUCAGCACUUGGACAGCUAAGGGUUAUUGCAAAUGAGAGAGCCGAGAAAGAGCUAGGAGAUGUCAAUAACCUCACCGAGGAAAAAGUGGACAAGCUGGUUGAGGAAUUUCUGGAGGAUGUGAAGCAGGAUUUGAUAGAAUCCAAAGGCUGGCCUCUAAACAUAUCUUCUUACAUUGUAUCAAAAGCAGCUCUGAAUGCUUAUACAAGAGUCUUGGCAAAGAAGUAUCCUGAAAUUGCGACAAACGCAGUUAGUCCUGGCUUUACCAAAACAGAUAUCAACCAAAAUACUGGGAUUAACACAGUUGAAGAAGGUGCAGAAGGUCCUGUGAAGCUGGCUUUGAUAGCUGACACUAGAAUUUCUUGCCUCUACUUCGAAAUGACUGAAGAGUCAACCUUUGAUUGA
Molecule: messenger RNA, 633 nt
Organism: Rosa chinensis
Lineage: Eukaryota; Viridiplantae; Streptophyta; Magnoliopsida; Rosales; Rosaceae
Product: (+)-neomenthol dehydrogenase
Exons: 3
Coding region: 1-633 (210 amino acids)
Cellular component (GO): membrane
Source: RefSeq, a predicted model, not a curated record